AUGUCUGUUGACCCCCGCCUGGCGCGCCGCCAGGCUGCAGCAGCAAACCGUACCUCGACACCACAACCACCCCAACCUGCUGCACCUACACCCCCGGCGCCUGUGCAGGCAAGUGAGACUACACCCACCACCACCAGCGACAGCGACGUCAAAGCCUCAUCAGCCCCAGCCGAUUCGUACAAGCUCAAAUUCUGCACCGUCUGCGCCUCGAAUAAUAACCGCUCCAUGGAAGCCCACCUCCGCCUAUCCACAUCCACUGCAUCGUACCCGGUCAUAUCUUUCGGCACAGGCCAUUAUGUCCGCCUUCCUGGUCCCUCAAUCUCCCAGCCUCAGGUCUACACCUUCAACAACACCUCCUAUAACAAGAUCUACGAGGAGCUGCAAGCACAGGACGAGCGACUGUACCGCAACAAUGGUAUUCUCAACAUGUUGGAUCGCAACCGUGGCAUCAAAUGGGGUCCCGAGCGGUUCCACGACUGGAUUGUUGGUGCGAGUAGGCUCGAGCCACUGAAUCGUGGCGACAAGGGCGCAGAUGGGACAGAGGGAGGCGUUGUGGAUGUGGUAUUCACGUGUGAGGAGCGGUGUUGGGAUGCUGUGGUCGAGAAUCUUCUUGAGCGUGGCGCACCGCUCAACAGGCCGGUGCACGUUUUUAACAUUGAUAUUCGCGACAACCACGAGGAAGCGCUUGUCGGUGGGCGCGCCAUUCUGGAGUUGGCGGAUAGCCUGAACGAUGCUGCCAGUCAGGAAAGGCAAGCACAUGGCCCUUCAGGAUGGCAAAAUGGCUCCGGUCCUGCGCGGAUGAGCUUCGACGAACGCGUACCGGAGAUUUUGGGGACUUGGCAGGAGAAGUGGCCAAAUCUACCAGCGUUAUGGACUCUGUCUUGGUUCUGA
Molecule: messenger RNA, 891 nt
Organism: Cyphellophora europaea CBS 101466
Lineage: Eukaryota; Fungi; Ascomycota; Eurotiomycetes; Chaetothyriales; Cyphellophoraceae
Product: RNA polymerase II subunit A domain phosphatase ssu72
Exons: 1
Coding region: 1-891 (296 amino acids)
Biological process (GO): termination of RNA polymerase II transcription
Cellular component (GO): mRNA cleavage and polyadenylation specificity factor complex; nucleus
Molecular function (GO): RNA polymerase II CTD heptapeptide repeat phosphatase activity
Source: RefSeq, a predicted model, not a curated record